This is a messenger RNA of Ustilago hordei, 1470 nucleotides long. RefSeq names its product putative glucokinase. Gene Ontology annotation, molecular function: mannokinase activity; D-glucose binding; ATP binding. Lineage: Eukaryota; Fungi; Basidiomycota; Ustilaginomycetes; Ustilaginales; Ustilaginaceae. The record is from RefSeq and is a predicted model, not a curated record. The transcript is spliced from 2 exons. Gene Ontology annotation, biological process: intracellular glucose homeostasis; glucose 6-phosphate metabolic process; glycolytic process. The coding region runs from base 1 to 1470 and encodes 489 amino acids. Gene Ontology annotation, cellular component: cytosol; mitochondrion.
AUGCCGGCAGUUCCGCCCGUCUCACGGCAACAAGCCCUUUCCUCCAUCGUCGAGCAAUUCACCCUCUCCAAACCUCUUCUGGAAUCCCUCAUCGCCCGCUUCCAUGAACUCUACGAUUACGGUCUCUCCCACGAUGGAGCUGAAAUGCAAAUGAUUCCAUCCUUCGUCACCGGAGUCCCCACCGGUUCCGAAAAGGGUACUUACCUCGCUCUCGAUCUCGGUGGAACCAAUCUUCGCGUUUGCGAAGUCGCUUUGGACGGCAAAGGCACUUUCUCCAUCAAACAGGAAAAGUAUCGCGUUUCGGAUGCGCUCAAGCAAGGACCUGUUCGCGAUCUCUUUGAUUAUAUGGCAAGAAGCGUUGAUAACUUCUUGACCGACUUCGGUACUGCUUCCACCGAGGAUGUUCUUCAUUUGGGCUUGACAUUUAGUUUCCCGGUGGAGCAAUCGGCGAUUGAUCGCGGACACUUGAUUCAUUGGACGAAAGGUUUCAACUGCCCGGAUGCACCAGGGAAGGAUGUGGUUCAGUUGUUGCAGGAAUCGUUGGAUAGGAAGCAUAUUAAAGUCAAAUGCAGUGCUCUUGUCAACGAUACCGUAGGUGCGCUGUUGGCCCAUGCUUAUGCAUCGAAAGGUGCACUGAUCAGUGCUAUCUUUGGUACCGGUACCAAUGGCGCUUAUCUGGAAAGCAUUGAUAAGAUCAAGAAACUCAAGGCUGCGCAAGGAUCGAUCAGUCACAUGGUCGUCAACACGGAAUGGGGUGGAUUCGAUGAUCAGCGUAAAGCUCUCCCCGUGACUAUCUUUGAUAAUAAGGUGGAUAGGGAAUCGAUCAGACCAAGGAAUCAUAUCUUUGAGAAGAUGAUCUCGGGCAUGUACCUUGGCGAAGUGGCUAGAUGUGUGCUUUUGCACUUGAUCGAUCAGUUGGUGUUGUUCCAGGGGUACAGCUCGGCGUUGAUGAAUAGGCAGUAUGCUUUCGAUACGGCGUACAUGUCUGCGGUCGAAGCUGAUAAGGAGGAUGCCAGUUCGCCUAGCAGUGCGACCAGGAAAGUGCUGGUGGAAACGAUGAAGAUCAAGCCUGAGUAUGUCUCAGCGGAAGAUGUGGAGACGGUAAGGAAGGUAUGCGAGAUUGUCGGAACGAGAGCGGCUAGAUUGAGCGCUGUAGCUAUUGCGGCGACUAUGAUUCAGACUGGGAACGUGCAGAGUACGGGACCGGAAGAUGAUGGAGUGAAAGUGGGCAUGGAUGGUAGUGUGAUUGAGUAUUAUCCAAACUUCGAGGUACGCAUGCGCAGUGCACUACGCGAAUUGAUUGGCGACGAGGGCGAGAAGCGCGUCAAGAUCGGUCUUGCAAAGGAUGGAAGUGGUGUAGGAGCUGCAUUGGGCGCGCUGCAAGCGGCUAAACAGGCUGCCAGCGGUCAUCGUGUUGAGUCAGUAUCACAGACCGACCCCAACUUUGCUUGCUUUCGGUUCCCUUGCUGA